Molecule: messenger RNA, 1365 nt
Organism: Paramecium octaurelia
Lineage: Eukaryota; Ciliophora; Oligohymenophorea; Peniculida; Parameciidae
Source: the annotation of a GenBank genome assembly
UUUAUAUCGUAAAAAUAAUGAGAAUAUAGCACUUUGAUAAUUCUCUCCUGAUUGGAAAGUUUUGGAUAGGAUCACUAUCUGAUUCCUUUAUGAUAGUAUUCGUCUUAGGCUCUUAUGCUAUGCUUCAAUGUAAUCUAUAUGUUAAUUGCUCCAAAUAGGUUAUUUUCUCUAUUUUUUUUCUGAAGAUUUCUAGCUUACGAAUUCAUGGGUGAGUUGGACGUGUGUGCUCCUGUUUUUGUAUAGUUAUUUAUGCGGAACUUUUACAGAACCUGGAGUGGUAAGAAGACCUUAACCUGAUGAUGAAGAAUCUUUUGGAUCAAUGAAAUCAAAUAGAAAAGAAAAAAAUGAAAAGAUUGGGGAAUACUUCCACGAAAGGUUUUGCUCAAGGUGUAAAGUCAUGAGGCCUCCAAAAACAAGUCAUUGUUAUAAUUGUAAUAAUUGCGUGAAGAUGUACGAUCAGUAUGAUAUGAAUAUAAAAUAUAAGUCAUUGCACAUUUAUGAGUAAUUGCAUAGGAUUAAGAAAUUACAGAUAUUUCAUUGGAUGGAUGUAUACUCUUGUCCUUUAAUGUAUUGUGUGGUAUAUUGUCCUGUUUCAACAUACAUAUCAAAUGUUUAGUUUGUAAGAAGCAAUCGAUAAAUUAUAUAAGUCAGAUUAUAUACAAUAUUCAGCUUUGGUUUUCAUAAUGUCACUUUGUUGUAGUUGUACUUUUUAGUAAAUAUUUUAUUUAUUUUACAGUUUACAUGGGUUGUUUUAAUCUUGUUUGAGUUUGUUAAUCAUCAGUUGCAUUGUAGUUUUUUUAUAUGGCAAUUACGAUUUUGAUAAGAAAUAUUAUGAAAACUAUUUUUGUAGUCUAAUAUUUGUGAUUGUUACUUUACCAGGAGCAUUAAUGUAUAAUUUAAUAAAACGUUUUUAGGGCUUUAUCGGUUUCCUUAAGUUAAUCUAUUCAUUUGGCAAUUGGGGUUAAUCAAAAGGAGUGGUCAGUAUUGACAAGAUAAGUUAAUUUAAAUAGCAUCAGAGAAACUAAUAUUGAAUUAAGCCCUUCUGCUAAUUUGGAUUAAACUAAUUAAUAUGAAUAAGUUGAAACUCAAAGUACUGAUCUUGUUAAGGAAUCAGAGGAGGACAAACAAUUAAGAUAAAAAGUUUAAGAUGAAAUUGAAAAUAAUCCAGAAUUAAGAGGCACUUUAUCAAAGGAGAAAAUGGAAUAUAUAUUUUAACAGAGAAGAAACUAUUAUUAAAAGUAAAAGGUGAUUGAAGAUGCAAAAUAAUAAGUUUAAACUUAUAAAAGUAAAGCUUCCCUACAAAAUUAUUUUAUUAAUUUAAAAAAGUUACUAUUUGACAAAAUUUGCUAAAGUGAGUUAUAUUGA